GCAGCAGGAAACCCAUUCAUCAUGACUGAGGCUCUGAUCGGCUUCUUUUUCCUCUCUCUGCAGAUCUCCAGCAGUCCUGCUGCAGGGGAUCAGAUGAACGGAUCAGCAGGAGGAGAUUUCUCAGGAUUUUGUGGCUCUUCUUUCUCUGGAACCAGGAAGAUCUUCUGCAGGGAAAACUGUGGAGAAGGAAACGUUCUGGUAGAAACUAAGGAGGAUUCAGCUGCAAACGGACGAUACAGCAUUGAAUAUGUCAGAGGUCAAGUGCCAAACAUUUACAGCUUAUUGGUGAAGAUCUCAGGCCUGACUGGGUCGGACUCGGGUCGGUACCGAUGUGGUUUGGGUGAAUCCUACCAGGAUUUCACUCUCAGUGUUUCAGGAGUGUCAACCUCUUCAACCUCGACAGCAACACAUCCAUGGAGUCUGAACUCCAGCUCAGAAAGUUUUACACCUUCAGCUUCCUCUGCAAGCAGCAACCAGCCUGUGAGCCACGGAGAGGAGAAAACCCCUGACGAAACGUCUGCUGGGCGCCUGCUGGCGGUGGUUCUGACCGGGGCUGGCAUCCUGUUAUCUGCGGCUCUGCUGGUUUUCUGCAGACGGAGACGUCAAAACCUUCUGACAGGUGUGAAAACCACAAGAGGUUUAGACAGAAGUGACCAGAAGGACCCCGAUUAUGAAAAUGAUUCGUCUGGGGAUUUGAUUUACAUGAAUGCAAAACCCGUCUGCAGGAACAAGAAGUAGGAUGAGACCCGGAUUGAAACCCAGAUUCUGCUUCUGGCCCAGAGCUGCUUUUAUUAUUUUCUGUUUAAUAUUUUUGCUUUUUGUUCCUUCUUUUUCUUUUUCUCACAGUGGGCCACCAUGAUUAUUUAUAAAUGUAUGUGAAAAUAUACUUUAUAUUAUUUAAUUAAACAA
Poeciliopsis prolifica (blackstripe livebearer) is the source of this 909-nucleotide messenger RNA. RefSeq lists its product as uncharacterized. The record is from RefSeq and is a predicted model, not a curated record. The transcript has 6 exons. Bases 22 to 738 code for a protein of 238 amino acids. Lineage: Eukaryota; Metazoa; Chordata; Actinopteri; Cyprinodontiformes; Poeciliidae.